AAAGUGAAUUAUAAGUUUCGUCGUUUCAGUGACGUAUCAACAUAUUUGUUUCGUAUUCUAUUUAAUUAUAUUUGUUUUAAUGUAAAUUUUGUCUAAACAAAAUGUCUAUUGUAAGUGAAACUGCGAUAAAAAAUAUAGGGAAAGUACUUAAUGAUCCAUCGAGGCCUAUGAAAGAGCGUUUUCGAGCGCUUUUUACCCUUCGAAACUUGGGCGGCGAGAUUGCUAUACAAUGCAUUAGCCAGUGUUUUGCCGAUAAAUCUGUGCUGUUGAAACAUGAAUUAGCUUACUGUUUAGGUCAAAUGCAAGAUAAAAAAGCUAUACCUGUUCUACGAGAGGUACUAGAAGAUAUACAUCAGGAUCCCAUUGUCCGUCACGAGGCCGGUGAAGCGCUGGGAGCUAUUGGGGAUCCAAAUCUGCGGGAUUUACUUGAGAAAUAUAAAAAUGACCCUGCAAUAGAAGUGGCUGAAACAUGUCAAAUAGCCCUGGAGAGGCUCAACUGGGUUGCUAAUGAUGGAUGUAAGGAAAAUUUAUCUAAAAGUCCAUUCUCAUCAGUUGAUCCAGCCCCACCAAGCAGUGAGAACAAUGUUGACAGGUUGACCAAAAUUCUGAUGGACGAAAAUAAACCUUUAUAUGAAAGAUACAGGGCCAUGUUUAGUUUGAGGAACUUGGCGACUUCUGAGAGUAUUAAUGCUUUGGGUGAAGGUUUUAAAGCCACUAGUGCAUUGUUUCGUCAUGAGGUGGCAUUCAUCUUUGGCCAAAUGCAGGAUGAAAGGAGUAUACCAUACUUGAAGGAGAGAUUAGAAGAUACAGCUGAGCAUGAGAUGGUGCGGCACGAGGCUGCUGAGGCAUUGGGCUCUAUUGCUACUGAGGAAUGCACUGAAGUGUUAAAAAGAUAUUUGAACGACCCGCGUCCUGUUGUACGAGAGAGUUGUGAGGUGGCUCUUGACAUGUCCGAGUAUGAAAAUAGUCCAGAAUUCCAAUAUGCAAACACAUUGGUCACUGUCGAGGGAUAGUGUUGACAUGGCGUUAUAUAGUUUUAAUUAAUUGUAACGAUUCAUGCUGUGCAUAUUACUUAUAACAAUUUGACUGUUUACGAAUUUUAUAUACUUUAUGAUUUAAUACAUAGUUUUUAUUUAUAUAUUUUUUUUAAAUGAAACAACACAGUUGAUUGUAUUUAGCCCUAGAUUAGUAUUGUAGGAGUCGCAAUGCAUAUGAUAUUAAGGGCCAUAACAUCUUUAAUUUGGGAAAAAAUAUUUUGAUAUAUUUACACUUUUAAAAUUAAGAAUUGUUACAUAACAUUAGAGAUUAACUAUCGUUUUUGCACUAUGAUAUUGAAAUGGUUAAUAAAAAAUACAAUAGUAUUUCACUUGAACAUAAAGAUUUAAUACAUUCGCCGAUAGCUACAGUAUUGAAUUGCAUUCAGUAUUGUUGAUAAUGUAGAAACGAAAUAAAAUGUUUUUUACUACAAUAAAAUAUAUCACUAUUA
Messenger RNA from Galleria mellonella (greater wax moth), 1486 nucleotides. RefSeq names its product deoxyhypusine hydroxylase (gene nero). The coding region runs from base 102 to 1013 and encodes 303 amino acids. The record is from RefSeq and is a predicted model, not a curated record. NCBI's taxonomy places the organism in Eukaryota, Metazoa, Arthropoda, Insecta, Lepidoptera, Pyralidae. Gene Ontology annotation, biological process: peptidyl-hypusine biosynthetic process. Gene Ontology annotation, molecular function: deoxyhypusine monooxygenase activity. The transcript has 4 exons.